This is a messenger RNA of Planococcus citri (citrus mealybug), 1751 nucleotides long. Its product is annotated as glucose dehydrogenase [FAD, quinone]-like. The transcript is spliced from 2 exons. The record is from RefSeq and is a predicted model, not a curated record. Gene Ontology annotation, molecular function: oxidoreductase activity, acting on CH-OH group of donors; flavin adenine dinucleotide binding. Lineage: Eukaryota; Metazoa; Arthropoda; Insecta; Hemiptera; Pseudococcidae. Bases 66 to 1751 code for a protein of 561 amino acids.
UUCAUACUGCGAUUUGAGCUCAGUUGUUUAUCCAGACGAUCGAAGCGCAGAAAUCAUUCAAUCUAAUGACUAAUGAGGAAUUUGAUUUCAUCGUUGUCGGAGCUGGUUCUGCUGGAGCAGCGGUUGCUAAUCGUUUGAGUGAAAUAAGUACCUGGAAAGUAUUACUAAUAGAGGCUGGAUCUGAUCCGCCAGUCGAAUCUGAAAUCCCAGCCAUGUUUUUUACACUUCUGGGCUCAAAAUACGAUUGGAAAUAUAAGGUAGAAAAAUCAGAACAUGCCUUCCGAAGUCUGAUUGACAAUCAGUGUCUUUGGCCUCGAGGAAAAGUAUUGGGAGGAUGCAGCACGAUUAACGCAAAUAUAUACGCACGUGGCAAUGCCAAGGAUUACGACAAUUGGGAACGUUUGGGAAACACUGGCUGGAAUUAUGAAAAUGUUGUGAAAUAUUUCAAGAAGUUGGAAACUGCUAAUGUGGAGUCGGUGGAAAAGGAAGCCCACGGAUAUGAGGGUAAUGUGCAUGUAGAAAAUUAUCAAGAUGGUGACUUAAUCGGUAAUAAAUUCAAUGAAGAGUUACUGAUGAAAUUAUAUCAAGAAUUAGGAUUACCUUUUGUCAAAGAUAUGAAUGCGAAGCAGAAAUCAGGACUUACAAAGAUUCCAGGAACACUGAAAAACGGCGUCAGAUGGAGUACAGCCAAAGCUUACCUGGCUCAUAUUAAAGAUAGAAAAAAUUUAUUAGUAAUGAAUGAGACCUUAGUCACUAAAGUAUUGAUCGAUGGCAAUAAGAAUGCUUACGGUGUUGAAGUAUUUUGCAAUAAUGUUCAUAAGAAAAUAAUUGCCAAGAAGGAAGUCAUAUUGAGCGCAGGAGCAUUGAACUCACCUCAGCUUCUCAUGCUUUCAGGAAUCGGUCCUCAAGAUCAUUUGAAAGAGUUAAAUAUCCCAUUAAUCAAUGAUCUGAAGGUCGGUUAUAAUUUACAAGAUCAUAUUUUCCCGAUACAUUCAAUGAUUAAAAUAGUCUCCAAAGAAUUUAGGGCUAAAGAAGUUUCCCCAUUCGAUUUAUUUUAUUCGUAUUUGACCAAAAAGACUGAAUUGGGAUCUUUGUUCGUUCCAGAUAUGAUGACUUUCGUUGAUAUUCAGAAUAAGACAGAUGAUUAUCCGGAUAUUCAAUUACUUCAUCUCAGUCAUCCUGUCAAACAUGCUGGAUUGAGAGCUUAUUUACAAAAGAACGAGAAACAUCAUGUGAUUCAAAUUUGGCCACUUUUACUCAGGCCAAAAAGUACAGGCAGAAUAAUGCUGAACAGCAAUAACCCAUUUGACGCGCCAAAAAUCAUUACCGGGUAUUUGACCGAUUCUGAUGACAUAACAACUCUCAUUCGAGGCAUAAAAGUAAUUCAUAGGCUUGCAAAUACCGCAACAUUCAAAUCAUGCUGCGAAUUUGUCGAAAUUCAACCUCUAACUGAUUGCAACAAUUUGAAGCCCACAACGGAUGAGUAUUACGAAUGUAUUAUUCGUAAUUUUAUCGCGACUGGGUACCAUCCAGUGGGUACUUGUAAAAUGGGCCCUAAAAGCGAUAAAGAUGCUGUGAUUGAUGCCAGACUCAGAGUAUACGAGGUGAAUGGCUUGAGAGUGGCUGAUGCUUCAAUAAUGCCAAAAAUAGUUAAUGGAAAUACCAACAUUCCUGCGAUUAUGAUCGGUGAAAAGGCUGCUGAUUUGAUAAAAGAGGAUUGGCUCGAUAAAUCCAGGCAUACCAGAAAGUGA